Molecule: messenger RNA, 201 nt
Organism: Plasmopara halstedii
Lineage: Eukaryota; Oomycota; Peronosporomycetes; Peronosporales; Peronosporaceae
Exons: 2
Coding region: 1-201 (66 amino acids)
Source: RefSeq, a predicted model, not a curated record
AUGUUAUGUAAUAGCGUCUGGGUUUUCAAACAAUUAGAUACACUUCGUCCCACGUUUUCCACAGCAUACUUGAUGCCUCGCACCAGUAUUUUCAAGCUUGAGGGCCAAAUCCCUGUGUGUGAUGCCCUAAUCGUGCGGCUAGGAAUUGAUUAUGAUAUCUUAUUGAACCACACACACCCUUCUGAUGCACAGCCAAAGUAG